Penicillium samsonianum is the source of this 381-nucleotide messenger RNA. RefSeq lists its product as uncharacterized. NCBI's taxonomy places the organism in Eukaryota, Fungi, Ascomycota, Eurotiomycetes, Eurotiales, Aspergillaceae. The transcript has a single exon. The record is from RefSeq and is a predicted model, not a curated record. Bases 1 to 381 code for a protein of 126 amino acids.
AUGCGACAACAGGAAGAGCUAAGGAUUCAGCAAAUGGCUCCUACUGUGUCCGAAAAUGCCGUGAAAUGGACGGAUAGAGAGCGACAAGUGGAGGAGCGGAAGAUUCGGGCAUUGGCCGCUUGGCGCGAGUCAACUGACGUACAUUCGAAUAACGCUUCGGCUAGGGACGCACCAUCCACUGCUCAGAGUAGACCCAAAUACUACGCCGGGUCUGGCAGUAGGCACCAUUCCGGGGGCGACGGCGGUUAUUCUGGCGGUGGUAGUAGCAGCAAUGAUUCUGGUGGAGGAGGUUAUUCCGGGGGAAGUACCGGUGAUUCAGGUACUUCCAGCGGAGACUCUGGAGGUUGUGGAGACGGGGGUGGUGGAUGUGGCGGCGAUUAG